This is a messenger RNA of Metarhizium robertsii ARSEF 23, 1566 nucleotides long. RefSeq names its product major facilitator superfamily transporter. Gene Ontology annotation, biological process: transmembrane transport. The record is from RefSeq and is a predicted model, not a curated record. Gene Ontology annotation, molecular function: transmembrane transporter activity. Gene Ontology annotation, cellular component: membrane. Lineage: Eukaryota; Fungi; Ascomycota; Sordariomycetes; Hypocreales; Clavicipitaceae. Bases 1 to 1566 code for a protein of 521 amino acids. The transcript is spliced from 7 exons.
AUGAUGUCCCGCUCGGGCCAAUCGACUGAAAAGGCCGUAAUGCCGUUCAACCAUGAUGAAUAUGCUGCUGGUGACAACAAAGCUGUCAGCGACACGGAUGACAUGGGCGUUGGAACGGUCGCAACACCACCGAAUUUUGACCAUGUUGAUGAAAAGAAGAUUCUUUGGAAGAUGGAUAUCCGGUUGAUCCCCAUGCUGGCGCUCCUCUACCUUCUCUCAUUUCUUGACCGCGGAAACAUUGGCAAUGCAGACGUCGAAGGCCUCAGUGUCGAUCUCGGCAUACAACCAGACCAGUACAACUGGUGCCUCACCGUCUUCUUCUUCACCUACGCGGCGUUCGAAGUCCCCUCCAACCUGCUCCUCAAGAAGCUCCGCCCUAGUCGCUGGUUGCCCACCAUCAUGGUAGCAUGGGGGCUCGUCAUGACGCUCAUGGGCUUGGUUCAAAACUACCACGGCCUCUUGAUUGCGCGCAUCUUUUUGGGCGUCACUGAAGCCGGCCUCUUUCCCGGCGUAGCUUAUUACCUGACAAUGUGGUACUGCAGACACGAAAUCCAGUUUCGCCAGGCGCUCUUCUUUAGCGCUGCUUCCGUGGCUGGUGCUUUCAGCGGCCUGUUGGCAUUUGCAAUCAGCAAGAUGAACGGCACCGCGGGGCUCGAAGGCUGGCGAUGGAUCUUUAUCCUCGAGGGAAUUGCCACCGUUCUCGUCGCGUUUUGCGCCUUCUUCCUGAUCCAUGACUUUCCCGACACGGCGUCGUUUUUGACCGAGGAUGAGAAGGCGUUUGUGAUUCAUCGCCUCAAGUAUCAGGGCCAGACCAUGAUGGCCGGUGGCGAUGCCGAGAGGCAGGGAAGAGCGCAGGUGGAGCAGGCUGAGGAGUUUGAAUGGAAGUAUGUCUGGCAGGCGUUCAAGGACUGGCAGAUUUGGGUGAAUAUCCUCGUGUACUGGGGUAUUGUCUGUCCACUCUACGGAAUCAGCUUGUUCCUGCCGACGAUUAUCAAGAGCUUGAACUAUUCCAAAACGGAAGCGCAGCUCAUGACGGUCCCGAUUUACAUCACUGCUGCGAUAUUGGCCGUCAUUGUUGCCUUUUGCUCUGAUCGAGUCGGCAAACGGAGCCCGUUUGUGAUUGGAUUCAUGUGCAUGAUGCUGGUGGGAUUCACAAUGUGCCUUGCCUCGAGCAACCCCAAGGUCGUGUACGGCGGUGUUUUCGUCGCCGCAUGUGCGAUUUACCCUGCGUUCCCUGGCAUCAUCGCCUGGCUGUCGAACAACUUGUCCGGCAGCUACAAACGCAGUGCGGGCAUGGCCUUGCAGAUUGGUAUCGGUAAUCUCGGGGGUGCCAUGGCAUCGAAUUUUUACCGAAAGAAGGACAAGCCUCGCUACUUCCUGGGUCACGGCCUGGAAAUCGGCUUCAUUGUGCUGGGGAUCGCUGCGGCAUUUAUUCUCGUCCUGGGCUAUAGGCGGCUCAAUCGCAAGAGGGAGAGACAGUUGGCUGAGGGGCAGGACAAGAACUACACUGCGGCUGAAUUGUCGGCGCUGGGAGACAAGGCGAUUACAUUUAGAUACAUGUAUUAG